AUGGCCUCUGCCCGUAGCUCUACACCGUAUCUUCACAUGAAACUCAAAAGUGGUAUCGUCAGCCGCUAUGAUGCUGUUGGACCGGCCGUAGCUAACGCGUGGUACAUGCAGGGCGCGAAUAAUGGGAACAAGAUUGGGCUUCUAGCAAAUAUCCGUGCGGCCAUUGCGCUGCUAGUAUACCCGCCGUAUGUGUCAAUGAUGUACGAGAAGCUCCAGGGUGCGUAUAUGGGUUCCGAUAUUCAGGAGGGUCUUGAACUUGGGCUCAAUUGUAGAAGCGGUCCAAUACAGCUCCACCAACCGGCGACCCUACCAUUUCCCCGAAUGAUAUAG
This is a messenger RNA of Penicillium chermesinum, 330 nucleotides long. RefSeq lists its product as uncharacterized. Bases 1 to 330 code for a protein of 109 amino acids. The record is from RefSeq and is a predicted model, not a curated record. NCBI's taxonomy places the organism in Eukaryota, Fungi, Ascomycota, Eurotiomycetes, Eurotiales, Aspergillaceae. The transcript is spliced from 2 exons.